AAGUGCAUGAAUGAAGGAAUUUUCUUUUUCAAUCAUCUUUUAAUAUUAUCUAGAUUUGGUUAAUGUGGUGGAUUAGCUUUUAUAUAUUCUUUUUUCUUUGCUUUUGCUGAACCAGUGGCGGGCAUGUUGGUUCUCUUUUAGUUUUUUUAUUACCAAAAACCUCCGCUGCCCUUGGCUCUUGGAUCUGACAUAGAGGUGGGAGUGUGUGUGUGAAUGCUUGUGAUGUAGUGAGGGAAGCAUGAGAACUUGUGGUGCCUCCUGACGUGUACAUUGCACAUAACAAAACAAACCCACUUCAGAAUUUGUUGUCUUGAAUUGAACCUUUCUUAAAAAUUCUAACUAGCUCUCCUAAGCUGAUUUUGGUUUCUAGUCACCUUGUUUUCUGGAGCUGCAACAUCAAUGGAGUUCAGGAAACAACAGUCUGUUUUGUGUUGUUUGGUCUUGUUCUGUCUGUGUGUUUCUGAAUGUGCGUUGCUCUCUCCCAAAGGCGUCAACUAUGAAGUUCAAGCUUUAAUAGACAUCAAAACUUUCUUGGUUGAUCCUUAUGGGGUUCUUAGCAAUUGGGAUGAAAAUGCUGUUGAUCCAUGCAGCUGGACUAUGGUCACUUGUUCUCCGGAUGGUCAAGUUAUUGGCAUAGGAGCUCCAAGCCAGUACUUAUCUGGUGCCCUUUCACGUAGUAUUGGGAACUUGACAAAUCUCCAGCUUGUACUCUUACAGAACAACAAUAUAUCAGGAAGUAUACCCUCAGAGAUAGGUAGGCUUCCUAAGCUUGGGACUCUUGAUCUUUCAAACAACCAUUUCUCUGGUCAAAUUCCUGGCACCCUGUCCCAUUUAAACAGCUUGCAAUACCUGAGGCUGAAUAAUAACAGUCUCUCUGGAUUUAUGCCUCCCUCCUUGGCAAACAUGAGCCAGCUCACUUUUCUGGAUUUGUCUUUCAAUAAUUUGAGUGGUCCUAAACCAGAGUUUCUUGCCAAAACUUUCAACAUUGUGGGAAAUCCUUUAAUCUGUGCCACUGGAACUGAUAAAGAUUGCUUUCGAACAAGACCAAUGCCAAUGCCAUUUCCCUUGAAUAAUUCACAAAGCUCACAACCUUCAGGAAGACGUAAAAGCCACAAAAUUGCUUUAGCUUUUGGAUCAACCCUAGGCUGCAUCUGCCUGCUGCUCCUUAUAGCUGGUUUUCUUCUCUGGUGGAGGCAGAGACAUAACCAACAAAUAUUCUUUGAUACUGUCAAUGAGAGGCGUAAUGAAGAAAUCAACCUUGGUAACCUGAGGAGGUUUCACUUCAAAGAACUUCAGAUAGCUACAAACAACUUCGGUGGCAAGAACUUGAUUGGAAAGGGAGGUUUUGGAAACGUUUAUAAAGGUCGUCUCCAUGAUGGAACAGUUGUAGCUGUAAAAAGGCUUAAAGAUGGAAAUGCCAUUGGAGGCGAAAAGCAGUUUCAGACUGAAGUUGAGAUGAUAAGUCUUGCAGUUCACCGUAACCUACUAAAGCUCUAUGGAUUCUGUAUAACUGCAACAGAGAGACUCCUUGUUUACCCCUACAUGUCCAAUGGAAGUGUUGCUUCUCGCCUCAAGGCCAAACCAACCUUAGGUUGGGGCACAAGGAAAAGAAUUGCCUUAGGAGCUGCUAGGGGUUUGUUGUACUUGCACGAGCAAUGUGAUCCAAAGAUCAUUCACAGAGACGUUAAAGCUGCAAAUAUAUUGCUUGAUGAUAUUUGUGAGGCUGUUGUAGGAGAUUUUGGUUUGGCGAAGCUGUUGGAUCAUCAUGAAUCCCAUGUCACAACGGCUGUGAGGGGCACAGUAGGGCAUAUAGCACCAGAAUAUCUAUCAACCGGGCAGUCCUCAGAGAAAACAGAUGUUUUUGGGUUUGGUAUUCUUCUACUUGAACUGAUAUCUGGCCUAAGAGCUCUAGAGUUUGGGAAAACGGCAAACCAGAAAGGCGCCAUGCUCGAUUGGGUUAGAAAAAUUCACCAAGAAAAGAAACUUGAAAUGCUAGUUGACAAAGACCUGAAGAACGAUUAUGAUAGAAUCGAGCUUGAAGAAAUGGUUCGGGUGGCUCUUUUAUGCACUCAGUACAUUCCAAUUGACAGGCCGAAGAUGUCUGAAGUGGUUCGGAUGCUUGAAGGUGAUGGACUUGCUGAGAAAUGGGAAGCUUCACAGAGAGCUCAAGCAAGCAGGUCCAGAGCCAAUGAAUUUUCCUCUUCAGAACGAUAUUCUGAUCUUACCGAUGAUUCUUCCUUGCUUGCUCAAGCGAUGGAGCUUUCAGGACCCAGAUGACAUUCACUUCUGAAACAGAAGGUAAAUGGUCAGAAAUUGCCAACAAGAAGAGAGCUAAAAUCCUGAAAGGAAUCCAAGGAAAGGAAUGUGUUGAAAGAGCUUGUUGUAUAGAAUCAAUAUAUAAUACUGUAGCACUAAAUAUGUGUCAAACUCUGUGAUUGUACAGAUUUGAAUUCAGAGAGACUGACAUUUAGGGUUGAGUGUCUCAUUUCCAGUUUAUGGUGAGUGAAACAUUCUUCUGGGAAGUUUAUUGUGAACAACUUGCAGUAAAAAUUUUUCUCAGAAUUAUCCUUUCAGAAUGCCUAUUGCUUAUGCUAUUGUAGAAUGGGAAACAUAGAUAAAUAACUUUAAAGGCCUUCAAUUCAAAAGUCGAUUCAUACAGAUGCUCUUGUAGCCUACCGUCCUUAGUUCAAAUAGAAUGGAAAGGUAUUAGCACAUGUAAUAUGAAAAGCUUGGCAUGCACUACACACUGCUUAUUGUUUCUAGAAAAAGGGUGGUAGAUGGUGCUUAAUCUUGAAUGAAUAAGAUUUCUGCUUGAGCAGAAGCCCGGCGGAACCUCAACAACUCAAUUAGCAUAUUCAGUUUCUCAUCCAUGACAUAUAUACAAGGUGAGAUAGUCAUUGACUCUAGCAGUGGUGAAUUCCCAAGCAGAAAUUUGAUAAAUUCCAUUUCAUGAGGUACGCCAGACAUUUCUGUCAUCUUCACAACUUUGAGUUGCUUGAUUGUGCAAUCAGAUUAGAUUGU
Molecule: messenger RNA, 3021 nt
Organism: Rubroshorea leprosula
Lineage: Eukaryota; Viridiplantae; Streptophyta; Magnoliopsida; Malvales; Dipterocarpaceae
Source: the annotation of a GenBank genome assembly